This is a messenger RNA of Fusarium sp. VM40, 1746 nucleotides long. The record is from the annotation of a GenBank genome assembly. Lineage: Eukaryota; Fungi; Ascomycota; Sordariomycetes; Hypocreales; Nectriaceae.
AUGGCUUCUUCAGUUCGUGCCUUGACGUCCAAGGGGCGCUUGACUCCUCUCUGCAGAAUCCGUGCUUCUGCUCCCACAAUCUCCCUUCAGAAGCGCAGCAAUGCCACGACAGUGCCAUUCAGAUUACCAGCUGCUCGCAACGAGCCCAACCCCACAUACACAAAAAACUCCCCAGAGAGAGCAAAGGUCGAAGCUGCCCUUAAGAAGCUCCGCUCAGAACUCCCCGUGAAGAGCGAGAUCAUCUUCAACGGCGUCUCCCAAAAGAUCCACGCCAACGAGGACCAAGUCCUCCCCGCUGAGCACGCCACCAAAUUCACUAACUACCCGCUCGCCAGCAAGGAGCAGGUCAAAGCUGCAAUUGAUGCCGCUCUCAAAGCAAAGCAGAGCUGGCAGGACACGCCCUUUGUUGACCGCGCCGCCAUCUUCCAGCGCGCUGCUGAGCUUGCUACCACCAAGUACAGAUAUGAGCUUAUCGCCUCAACUAUGCUUGGCCAGGGCAAGAAUGUCUGGCAGGGCGAGAUCGAUGCUGCGGCUGAGUUGGCGGAUUUCUUCCGUCUGGCGGGACAUUACGCUGCUGAGAUUAUGAGCAAGCAGCCUGAGCGUGGAACAGACGGUAUCUGGACUCGUAUCGACUACCGACCUCUUGAGGGUUUUGUUUAUGCCGUUUCACCCUUCAACUUCACCGCUAUCGGAGGUAACCUGAUCGCCCCCGCCAUUCUCGGUAACGUAGUCCUCUGGAAGCCUUCGCAGUACAACAUCCACCCCAGCACCAUCAUCUACAAGAUCCUCCAGGAGGCUGGUCUUCCCAAGGACGUUAUCCAGUUUGUUCCUGGUGAUGCGGCUGAGAUCACCGAGACUGUCCUUGAGCACCCUGAGUUCGCUGGUUUGAACUUCGUCGGUUCUUCAGAUGUCUUCCGCUCUAUCUACGGCAAGAUCGGACAGGGUAUUGCUGAGAAGCGAUACCGCGAUUUCCCCCGCGUUGUCGGUGAGACCUCCGGCAAGAACUUCCACCUCGUUCACCCUUCGGCCGACAUCACCAACGUUGUCAACCAUACCAUCCGUGGUGCUUUCGAGUACCAGGGCCAGAAGUGCUCCGCCACAUCCCGCGCUUACGUUCCUGAGUCUCGUGCUAAGGAGUUCUUCGACCUCUUCCAGCAGAAGAUCAAGCAGAUCACCAUCGGAAACCCCGACAAGGACUUCGAGGCUUUCAUGGGCCCUGUCAUUCACGGCCGAUCUUUUGAGAAGAUCAAGAAGAUCAUUGAUGAGAGCAACAAAGACCCCCAGGUCAAGCUCAUCGCUGGUGGCGAGUACGAUGGUUCUGUGGGAUACUUCGUGAAGCCUACUGUUUACCAGGUUGACUCUCCUGACCACCGCCUCUUCAACGAGGAGAUCUUCGGUCCCGUCUUGGCUGUCUACGUCUACAAGGACUCUGAGUUCACACCUCUCCUCAAGAACAUCGACCAGAACGGCGGUGGUCUCGCUUUGACCGGAGCUGUCUUUGCUCAAGAUCGUGCUGCUCUCCGCGAGGCUGAGAACGCCCUUCGCUACUCUGCUGGAAACUUCUACCUCAACUGCAAAACAACUGCUGCCCUUAUCGGCCAACAGUCUUUCGGUGGUGCUCGAAGCUCUGGCACGAACGACCGAGCUGGCAGCCCUGACAUGCUUCGACGAUUCGUUUCUCCUCGUCUUGUCAAGGAGGAGUUCUUUGAGCAGAACGGUUUCCUCUAUCCUUCCAACACACAAUAG